Molecule: messenger RNA, 1377 nt
Organism: Impatiens glandulifera
Lineage: Eukaryota; Viridiplantae; Streptophyta; Magnoliopsida; Ericales; Balsaminaceae
Product: F-box only protein 6-like
Exons: 2
Coding region: 1-1377 (458 amino acids)
Molecular function (GO): protein binding
Source: RefSeq, a predicted model, not a curated record
AUGGAGUCAGACGAAACGCCUACUAGGAAAGUAAGUAGAAAUAAGUGGACCAUGUCUUCGUCUAAUGAAAUGUCACCAAAGAUAUGGGGGAAAUUCCCGGAAGACCUCUUUGAAGUCGUUGGGGAAAGAUUACCAAUUGUUACUGUCUUUCGUUUCCUUUCAGUUAGCAGAAAGUGGAACACCAUGUUGACUUCCCAUACCUUUCAGGAACGAUAUGCUAAACUUUCCAUCACUCAACCUUGGUUCUACACUAUCACCAAAAACAGUGUAAACAACGCAUUUAUGUACGAUCCCUCCUCGAACAAAUGGUAUCGUUUAAAAUUACAUUCUUUCCGAGAGAAGCUGUUUAUCUUCCCUCUAGCUUCCGUUGGCGGUAUUGUUUGUUUGACAGAUAUUAAUCAAACACGUUUCUUCGUUGGUAACCCGCUUACUCAAACACUCAAGGAGCUUCCGGCUUGGUCAAACAUGGGUUGGUCUGGAGUAGCAGUGGGAAUGUGGAUGAAUGGAAAAUCCUUAGCCGAGGGCUACAAGAUGCUCUGCUUCAGUAACAACGGUCAGUACAUAAUUUAUGACUCAAUUGAGAAUACGUGGUAUAAAUCAGGAGCCAUGCCGAGCAUAAACAUGCCAUUGAUUUUGAACAUGCGUUCACAAGCUAUCUAUGUCGAUGGUUGUCUCUACUUUAUGUGUUCGAUUCCAGAUGGUAUGGUCUCUUACAAUAUCUUGUCGGGCAUUUGGAAUCAUAUCUUAGUCCCGGAUCCUUAUAUUUUUAUGGAUGACCGAUUUAUCGUUGAAUGUGGGGGACGAAUCAUGCUGGUUGGUUCAAUAUUGAUUGGCAUAAAACCGUGUGUUUCUGUUUGCAUUUGGGAGUUAGAAAAAAAAACUUUACAAUGGAAACAGGUUGACACAAUGCCAAGUGAGUGGUGCAUGGAAUUGUAUCGGAAGAACAAUAACAUGAUUGGUGUAGGUAACAAAGACUUGAUCAUGUUGUGGUUUAGAUUUGAAAAAAUGAACAUGUUGGUUACUUAUGAUGUUUCAAAGAAAGAAUGGUUGCAAGUUUCAAGGUUUUCUGCAAUUACUCUGUUCUUUUUCUCUGUUUUUGCCAUUACGGGGAAAGGAAAGAAUAAAAGUAAUAAAUCUAAAGAAGUUAGGAAUUUUGUGCUGGAAGGAAUCAAAGAAGCAGUUGUCAAAGAAAUUGAAAAAAUUACUAAAGAAGUUUACAAAGAACAGCAGGAUACCAACACAAGUAAGCAAUGUUCUCCAACUACUAUUGGGAAAAUUCCUGUUAAAAAUGAUGCAGGAAAACUAGGGAAUAAUGAAGGAGUUUGGAAGAUACGCUAUAAGGAAAGAGUUGAUGGGCUAAAGAAUCAAAUUAAAUAG